AGAUUGAUGCGGAUCGGCCAUACCGUAUGUGGUACCCCGAGGAAAUGCCGAAGCGAAAAUCGUCGUCGGAGGGGUUGUUUCAUAGUAAACCGAACAUGCAGGUCGCGAAAGAUGUGAAAUGGGAAAAAUUUUUACCGCAUAAAGGUGUCGUAAAGGAAGUGAUGUUCCGUGAACAACGUUUGCGGACUGAUAUCGCAAUAGGUCCGAAUGCGAGGCAUCGGCUGGUCGAUCAUAUAAGUAAGAACUGUAGGAAGAAUGUGAAUAAGUCGUAUACGGUAGAUGAUCUUGAUCCUUUUGCUCGAGUCGAUAUUUCAUAUGCGGACAGUGAUAUUUUACGUCAGUGUAGUAUAAGUGUUUACUAUCCCGAUACAAAUUAUGAUGCUGAGUCUUCAAGGCUGCGUGAGGCAUUGCUGAAGAAAACUGGCGAAAAGCGAAGUGCAUUGAAAAGGGAGAAACUUGAAAUUGCUCUACCGGGAUCGUCAAAUGCUAUUGCUGUCACCGACGGAGGAACAUGCGAAUUACUACGAAAUGGGAAAUCCAUGUCUCUCAUAGUCGAGGUACCAAUCGAUGAAGAUCUA
Molecule: messenger RNA, 578 nt
Organism: Cylicocyclus nassatus
Lineage: Eukaryota; Metazoa; Nematoda; Chromadorea; Rhabditida; Strongylidae
Source: the annotation of a GenBank genome assembly